AUGUUUAAACCCUCCCCCCAGCUGUGCGCCCGUCUCCGGUUCACCACCAAAGAUGUCGGGCGUGGAUUCUAUCGAGGAAACCGAACCGGCUCGAUGGGUUCGCACACCGAAUUCGGCGGCUAUGUCGUUGACUGGCGGAAGACACCGCAUUACAAUGCACCCAGCGCCCAAGACUUCUCGCUUACACCCUUUGUGACUCUGGAGAUGGAACGUACGACUCGAGUCCAAGAUCGUCCCGAUGGAACGACAUACACACCGGAGAAAGUGGACGGCGUGGAAUUCCUGAGACAAUGGGCCCGGCUUAAUCCUCCCGAGUACGAAACGGUUGUCGACCAUCAAACGGCCGAAAGAGAGGCUCAACUAGAAUGGUCCACGAUCCCGCAAGAGCAGAGAGCGCGCUUAGAAGCCGAGCAAGAAGAGCAGAGGCGUCAAGAGAUCGCCGCGGAUGAGGCGAGACAGUUGGAAAUAGUGAUGGAGAACGCACAACGGCGGAAAGUCCAGGAGGAAGAAGAUCGGCGGUUGCAAGCUGAAGCUAAGAGAGAAAGGCAGCUCCAGGCCCAACAAGAGCAGCUAAGGCUACAGGCUGAAGAGGAGGAACGUCGGACACAGGCCGAAGAAGAGAGAAGGAACCGUCUGGCUGCUAACCAGAGGCUGCGCAGCGAAUUGAAACGGAUACGAGACUCCGCACGCGAGGAGGCCGAGCGUACCUUGACGGCGGAAGGUCGGCGACGGAAAGACGAAGGCUUGCCACCGAUGAAGAAGGCCCUGAGGAGAAUGAUCAGGGCGCAGUUGUUUGUUACCAUGGUGCGACAGGCGGGCUUGGAGGUCGAGCUUCGAUCAAGGUCGGACGAGGAGCAGCGGCAGCUACUGGCCAGGGAAGAGAUUGAGGCACUGAACACAACUGCCGAAUCUUCUCUCGCCCGGGAAGCGCGGAAACUGGCUCAUUGA
Messenger RNA from Capronia coronata CBS 617.96, 948 nucleotides. RefSeq lists its product as uncharacterized. Gene Ontology annotation, molecular function: structural constituent of ribosome. The transcript is spliced from 2 exons. NCBI's taxonomy places the organism in Eukaryota, Fungi, Ascomycota, Eurotiomycetes, Chaetothyriales, Herpotrichiellaceae. The coding region runs from base 1 to 948 and encodes 315 amino acids. Gene Ontology annotation, cellular component: mitochondrial large ribosomal subunit. The record is from RefSeq and is a predicted model, not a curated record.